This is a messenger RNA of Myotis myotis, 1032 nucleotides long. Its product is annotated as THO complex subunit 3-like. Gene Ontology annotation, molecular function: protein binding. The record is from RefSeq and is a predicted model, not a curated record. NCBI's taxonomy places the organism in Eukaryota, Metazoa, Chordata, Mammalia, Chiroptera, Vespertilionidae. The transcript has a single exon. The coding region runs from base 1 to 1032 and encodes 343 amino acids. Gene Ontology annotation, biological process: mRNA export from nucleus. Gene Ontology annotation, cellular component: THO complex part of transcription export complex.
AUGGCGGUACCCACGGCUGCCAUGGGGCCGGGCUCCAUGGCCCACUGGUGCUCCGUGAGCAGCAGCGCGAUGCGCUACGUGCUGGGCAUGCAGGAGCUGUUCUGGAGCCACAGCAAGACGCACGAGUUCCCGGCGCACGGUGCGAAGGUGCACUCAGUGGCCUGGAGCUGCGAUGGGCGGCGUCUGGCCUCUGGGUCCUUUGACAAGACGGCUAGCGUCUUCUUGCUGGAGAAGGACCGGUUGGUCAAGGAAAACAAUUACUGCGGACAUGGCUACAGCGUGGACCAGCUGUGUUGGCAUCCAAGUAACCCUGAUCUCUUCGUCACAGCGUCUGAAGACAAAAGCAUUCGCAUCUGGGAUGUGAGGACUACCAAAUGCAUCGCUACUGUGAACACUAAAGGGGAGAACAUUAAUAUCUGUUGGAGUCCUGAUGGGCAGACUAUAGCCGUAGGCAACAAGGAUGAUAUGGUGACCUUUAUUGAUGCCAAGACACACAAUUUGAAAGAGGAGAAGCAGUUUAAGUUUGAGGUCAAUGAAAUCUCUUGGAACAAUGACAAUGACAUGUUCUUCCUGACAGAUGGCAAUGGUUGCAUCAACAUCCUCAGCUACCCAGAGCUGAAGCCUGUGCAGUCCAUCAAGGCGCACCCUUCUAACUGCAUCUGCAUCAAGUUUGACCCCACGGGGAAGUACUUUGCCGUAGGAAGUGCAGAUGCUUUGGUCAGCCUCUGGGAUGUGGAUGAGUUAGUGUGUGUUCGGUGCUUUUCCAGGCUGUGUUGGCCUGUGAGGACCCUCAGUUUCAGCCACGAUGGGAAAAUGCUGGCUUCAGCAUCAGAAGAUCACUUUAUUGACAUUGCUGAAGUAGAGACAGGAGACAAGCUAUGGCAGGUGAAGUGUGAGUCCCCGACCUUCACUGUGGCUUGGCACCCAAAAAGGCCUCUGCUGGCAUUUGCCUGUGAUGACAAAGAUGGCAAAUGUGACAGUAGUCGGGAAGCAGGAACUGUGAAGCUGUUUGGGCUUCCCAAUGAUUCCUGA